Molecule: messenger RNA, 3381 nt
Organism: Salvelinus sp. IW2-2015
Lineage: Eukaryota; Metazoa; Chordata; Actinopteri; Salmoniformes; Salmonidae
Biological process (GO): response to bacterium
Source: RefSeq, a predicted model, not a curated record
GAAGAUGUAUUUUUCACACGCUGCGCCUUGGUCCUCUCUCUCACCCAAAGACGAUCGUGACAGCUUUGCCUAGUUACAGAAGCUGUUCUGUUGUUGUCGAUUUGCGGUUCCUUUUACAAGUUCAAAUUUUUCAGGCUCGCAAGAUCCUCUCAAGCUCUGUUGGAUGGGGAGCGUCGUGCACAGCUAUUUACAGGUCUCUCUAGAGAUGUUCGAUCGGGUUCAAGUCCGGUCUCUGGCUGGGCCACUGGUUGUGAUUGUGAUCAUUCUACUGUCAUGGGGAAUAUGCAAGGAAAGUAACAAAGGACCUAGAGGUCUGACCCCUGUUGUGUCUGCCUCUCCUCCUCCCUCAGUGGUAGCCCAUCCUGGAGAUAAUGUCACUUUGCAGUGCACUAAUGUCUCUGGAGCUCCAGGACACGUUGGCUGGUUCAAGCAAGUCAACGGCUCAGAGUCGCCCCUAUGCAUCACGUCUAUGUACAGCUCUGAGCCGUAUGUCACGCAUCACAAUGGUUUUCAGCCCAGCCAUAUGGAAMUGUUCAUCAGACAUAGAAUAAUCUUCCUCAAAAUCACAGAGGUGGAUGUAGCUGAUUCUGGUCUGUACUGCUGUGGAAUGUUUGAUAAAUUCAUCAUCUUCACCAAUGCGACUGUCCUGAAGGUCCAAGGUCACAAAGAUUCUGAAAAGGACCUUAGAGAGCACUGUGAAGAAGUUGCUGAUCUACAGAUGAGAAUCCUGGUCCUUCUCUCCAUCAUAAGAACAGGAGUUCUCCUCUGCUGUCUGACCAUCUUCAUCAUCAUCUACACCACCAGGAAAUAGAUAAAGCUAAGGCCAAUGUCAGUAUAGUAUAUGUAGUUACUUGCUUCACCAAAUCCCAACGUACACGGCUGUCUGUUGGGUAUCGCAGUUAAACAUGUAAAGUAGGCUACAAAAAAGUAGACUAAAAUCAUUCUAAUCCUGAUUCAAAUACAACACAGAUGUUUAGCAUAUUGUCUGGCUGGUUUUAGGACCAUCCGGAGCAUCGGAGCAUCGCUAGGGGAGAAUCUGCCAGCCUGUGCACAUUUCUCUCACUUUAAGAAAACAGAGACAGUGCCAAACAGUUUGAUUUGCUGGUCAGCCUUUUAGGAAGUGCGCCGAUUGCUUUGAUUUUGAUGUCGCAUUUAGCUAAUUAUCUAUAUAAAUACUCGUGCUUACACAGAAAUAAAUAAAAUCAUUCAAAAUACAACACCAGAGAGCAUGAUUUGGCCACAGAGUAUCAUCUUAUUUAAAAAAUGGUCUGUGGAUUGUUUUAAGCGUGCAAUUUGAGCAGUGCACGUGGCAAGACAAACAGCCUACCGAAUUGCUUAUUGCUGAGUCGUGGUAGUCAGUGAAAAGCUGUUAAAUAAGCCUAGGCCUAUCGCAUUAUUUCAAAAUACAAUCGUAAGAAAUACAUAUUUCAGAAAGAGAAUGGCUAUUGCUGAAAAGAGAACACAUUAAAAAGAGUAAUCUGUCUCUACCAAUUGAGCGAAAAGUAGUUGUCAGUGUCAGCAGAGUAGGCUACUAAUUUGUUUUGUAUUAAAAAAGAUGUAGCUUAUGUCUCCAGUCAUACAAAAUGUAGUAGAAUUGCAUGAAAUAUGUUUAUAUAAGCCCACACUUUUCCUGUGCAUUGAAUGGAGAAGAAACAUUUCUCAUUAGGCCUAGGCCCUCAGGCUUGCAUUGUUCAGAACUGUCUGCUUUGUAAGAGGGAUUGAGAAAUGUGAUUCUAGAUGCAUGAAAUCCUUUAUUAUAAAAGUGAAAUUUUAUGGUGAAAAUAUAUCUUCCCCAAACUAUGGAUGUCGAACUUGUUGUGACUUGAUAGCGUGCAUUAUGCAUCUAUUUCACAUUGCGCUGUAUGUGCCGAUCCACAAGUAAAUAAGUCAAUUUAUGAUGAGAUUGAGUAUAUACUAUAGUGUUUGACAUUGUACAGGUUGCUUUCAAUAAAACAUCAUAAGGUGUACAGUGUUCGAUUUACCUGCUGGGUGGCAAGGAGGCCCACAGCUCCACUAAAACCAAUGACAACUGCAUGCCGUUUUCAAGGGAUUGUAUUAUAAAUGUUAAUUAUUUGGUUGUAAUAUCACCUCUUGAAGAGCAUGGUCAGACGUACAAAUAUUUGAUUAUUCUAUGCAAAACAAUUGUGCACAUUUAGCUCUAUCAUCAGAGUUAUACAGCAAGUAACUACAUGUUUUUCAUGAUCAGUAAACAUCAAUUUAUCAUUGAUCAUUUGCAGUGAUAAUUAAUGCCUUGGGCUAUUUGCUUUUGUUUUUGCUGUUCUCCAAAUAGUAUAAUAAAGUUUUUAUAAAUGGUGUAGAAAAAAAAAUCCCCCCACCCCACUUUGUCAUACCCUAAGUUUAGCUGAGCUGAUGCCACUGCAUAUGUAUGCACCUGUUGAAUAAGCAAUGUUUAAUUUGAACCGGAUCCUUUUCUGGCAGGAUCCGGCUCAAAUUAAACACCUCUCAGUUGUGGACCAUUUCACUCCAGAACCUAUUUGGCUGCGUCCGGUCCCUCUACAUGAGAAACAUUUUAUGUUGUCGUCUCAUUAAUUCUCCUGUCCUCUAAAAAUGGUUUUAUGUGAAAACGUAGAUUUUCAGCCCGCGCCUGAUAUUCUAAGAAUAUAUUCGAACAAUGAAUUAGUGUUAGGUCGCCCGAGUUUAUGGUUACUGCAUUAUACCUAUGUUUGAGACCAACACAUGACCGUUGUUGUGGUGAGACAGAGAAGCGUGGCUGUAUCUCUCGCAGAGCUAGAAUGAGAUUCACUUUCUGUGGUCUCUCUCCCUCUCUCUGCUCUGAUAGACAUGAGCCUGCAACUCUCAUGUCUCCAGCAUUGCACUUCAUCGUUUAUKUCCUUAUAGAAUCAUAGCCGCGGUAAGAGUGCUGAAAGAGCUGCAGCACCUCUGAUUCACUGAAAUAAAUUUGCCAAUGUUAUAUAAUUACUGCUGUCUGUUCAGAAAGAAAUCAAAUAAUUCAGAAUACUACUCCUGGGGUCAGCCUAUAAUGUAGCCACAGAGGACUUUUUUUUUUUUUUUUAAUGGCCUAGCUGUGGAUUGUUUUUAUGUAGACCAAUCACAACGCAUAUAGCCCGGGAUGGCGCUGCAAAUCAGUCAAUUAACAGCAUGCAGCCAGCACAAGCCUUUUGCAAUAUUUUUUAUACAAUUACCGGAAAACACAGGUUGGAAAGCAAAUGGCUCCUGCUUAAAAGAGCAGACUCUAAUCUGACUUUAGGCUACCAAAACAUUUGAUCAACUUCCAAAUUGGCCUAUUGAGCGAACAAGAGAAAUAUGCUUUUGGCACGAGAGUAUAGGCUAUUGCCAGCAGUGAGCUGCGCGUCAUUGGGUGAGUCAGUGAGAGUGGAAAGCUUUUCUAAGACUAUAAUU